UAUCUAGGUUAUCAAUGUGAUGAAUAUAUGAUUGCAAGUAUAACCUGCAAUUCACAAACAUCCCAGGAUUGAUAUCACGUGAAUUGGAGCGAAGUCGACACAGUAGCAGUAGCUUGGAGAAGAGAUACAGCACAGUUUUUCUGAUCUUGACAAGCACUUCAUUUUGAUCAACACCAAGAAAUAUGGCGAAUAUUUUUUGGUUGAUAGCUUUUGCUCGAUUUUGCCAAAGUUUGGUAAAUGCCAGUUCAUGUCCAAACAAGCAGUACUGUGACACUGCAGAGAUAAAGUACAGGUCGUUCUCCGUUGAUUUUGACUCGUAUCUGAACAGUAUAGACCAUACUAUUAAAACCAUUGCAGCAAACUCAACUCAAACAUGCAUGCAAGAAUGUACCCGUACACCCGGAUGCCAAUCUGGUAACCAUUUUCAGCCAUCUAGCCCGGACGGCGUUUCCUGUGACUUAAUCAAUGCCAAUAAGUGGUCAAAUGCUUCACUUUUUCAGAAAAGAAUUGGCUCAAAGCAUUUCUUUGUCAAAAGUCCUUGUUCAAGCAAUCCAUGCAAAAACGGUGGUACUUGCAUUUCCUUGGACCAGGAAAAUUCCUAUCAGUGCGCAUGUGCUGCUAGCAAUAAUACAGUGAAGAUCUCUGGUACCAAUUGUGGAAUAAGAAAAGCUGGGAAAUUUUCGAGUGACGUCCUAUUCAGCUUCAAUCAGAACAAACCAAGAGAUGUUAAAAGCAGCAUAUCACGCGCUCUUACUACGCAAGGCAAAGCUACAGUUUUACGAGUUCCAAGCAAGACCGCUACUGUUUUCUACCUUCCUGGCGAGUUAGGCUCUCAUGCCUACACAACGGACUAUUCUUCAGAGUGCAUCAUGGACAUGACCGCCUGUGCAACUAGCCCAAACAAUGGAUUAACGGUAUCGUUCUGGUUUAAACUUUUCAAAAGAAGCCAAGAAAGGUUCAAUACAACAAGUUGCACGACAAAUAGUAUCAUAGUUGUGCAGUCUUGCAAUGAUAUUGAUUUGGAAAAUGGUUUUAUUGUAAAGUUUAGCGGAUGCCAAGAAAAUGCAAUGAAAGUUUGGAUCAGGGACGACACUACUAAGCUUUCAAGUCUCUGGGGAAAUACCUACCAAGAAUCAAAACAUAAAACAUGGAAUCAUUUCAUGUUUACAUAUCAAAAGUCGAAUGGUCUCUUUUUGUAUUACAACGGAUUGAAAGUUAACCAACAAACGAGCACAACAACUUUGGGGACAUCAGGUGACAAGUCGACCCAUCUCCAGUUUGGCAGAGUUGGACGUGGAAACUUUGAAAUGUAUCUUGAUGACUUUGCUGUAUGGUAUAACUUUUUCACUCCUGCGGAUGCUUUGUUUAUGUACAAUAGUGACAAAUGAACGUGUUUUGCAGCAGAAGAGUUUCAUUUCCAUUUUAGCACAACGAUCGACAACUGCUUAAUAAAAACGGCACUCAUAGUUAUUCUGUAUUCAGCAAGCACAUGGUGGAUGAUCAAAGCAAGGACGAGGCACUUUUGCACCUGUAUAUUCUGAUAUACCGAAAGGAUAUAUUUGUUUAAUACAACUUUAUUGCCAAAACAUUACUUAUCGUUACUUCGAUUGUAUUUACCGUAUGUAUAAUAGCCACAGAUACUAGAAACAGUGGUCAAGCCCACUAAAACUCUUGGAAGCCCCUCUUGAUGAAACUUCUUUGAAGGAAGCGGGAUAAACUUAAUACAAUUUUCCCAAGGAAUUCGAACAGACAGCUAUUUCAGUGAACUCUGGCAUACUACAAAAUUUGCAAUCAUAGAAUGAGAACGAGAAAUCAAAUAAUAAUUGUGUGAAUGUCCAAGAUGGAGAGAUAUAGAUGGAUAAAUGGGGACAAUUUUCACGCCUUUUCAGACGCUGUUAAAAAUAGAAAUCACCCUUUGAUUAAGUAUUCUCGUCCAAUAUUAUGUCCAUACAACGAAUUCCAUAUUGGUUCACCGUCCGUUAUCCCUUUUCCUUGGCUACGCUACUGUAUGUAAGGUAUAUAAAGAUAGAAUUGUUUACUAAACUUUGUAUAAUAUGUUAUUAUUAUUGUGUUUAUGACGCGGCCUUCAGAUGCCUACUGUAAGGCAUAUUUUAAGAGACUCAGAUAUAUCUUGCACACAAAAUCUUUGAAUUUUUGAACAAUAAUUUUACACAAUGGCUGACUUACUGCAGUCUUUUUCUUAUUUUUGCCAAACUUUAUUCGAAUGUGAUUGUAUACUUGACAUUGAUACAAAACACAGGACAUUCAUAAAGCGAACUUGCAGAGAUACAGGCGUAAUGUAUCUGCUAACAUGGGAACAAUGGAGAUGGGCACCUUAUCUUGGCCUGUUGGAGGUAUGAGGAAGGGUGGGCCACUUGCCGAUAAAUAGUAUUUGGUAAAAAAUGUUACUUGAAUAGGGUUGUACCGGGGCCCGCGCCACAGGGGGCCAUGGUCAGUGGCGGAAAUUCAGGCUUUCGUUUUUGGGGGGGUUGUCAGCCUUAGUUUUUCCGACAAGAUAACAUUGUGGAUCAUGUCUAAUUUUAAGGAAACGUGGAUCAUGUCUAAUUUUGGUGAUUUUUGGUGGGAGUCUUUAGAAAUCUUUGCUGACCACGCCAUAAUUAAGUAGCUCAUCUAAGACAAGUGAUGAUACAAAAGGUCGACCGAUUACACUUUUGACAGGUCGUUCAUAAUAACAAAAUGAUUGCAAUUGUAACAUUCAUUUUCUGCAUUUUAUUUGUUUCCUUUAGUGGGAAUACGUUCGAAAAUAACUUUUAUUAGGAAGAAUCCGAUGGAAGAUCAGCUAAUCUUUAUAGAAUUGAAAUUAAAUAUACAAUUCACAAGCAGUUUUGAA
Rhopilema esculentum is the source of this 2851-nucleotide messenger RNA. RefSeq lists its product as uncharacterized. The record is from RefSeq and is a predicted model, not a curated record. Lineage: Eukaryota; Metazoa; Cnidaria; Scyphozoa; Rhizostomeae; Rhizostomatidae.